Molecule: messenger RNA, 807 nt
Organism: Plasmodium fragile
Lineage: Eukaryota; Apicomplexa; Aconoidasida; Haemosporida; Plasmodiidae
Exons: 3
Coding region: 1-807 (268 amino acids)
Source: RefSeq, a predicted model, not a curated record
AUGAAUAAUGGAACAAGGUUGCAAAGUGAAAUGUUCGAUGGGAAUGAUAGAAAUGUAACAACUGUUGUUUCUAAUUCAACACCCUUAGCCACUCACAUUGAUCCCUUUUCACUCGAAGGGGCCACUAACCAAGUAUCAACUGUGGUUACCACCACACUAGUAGAGGGUCUUGUUAACGGCGUUACUCAGGCUAUCACCGAUGCCGUGGGAACUAUCACUUCUUCCAUAUCAGACAGUGCAUCCUCAUCCCUGCAGCCUAUAUCAGCUGUAAACUCGGACAGUGUUCCCAUUAUUCAUACUGGAACGAAUAGCAGCACUGCGCAAAUUGUUCCCUUUAGAGGAAAGUCAGAAGAUUUAUUUUUGCUCCUAAAUAUUUUUAUUUUCCUUCUUCCUUUCAUUUCACUCUUAAUCGUAAUUCCCUUCGCAGCGUUUUUAUAUGAUCAUACACCAGUGGGACAAUUUUACAAUGAAUUGUGUGACUUCUUGUGCAUUACCCCCGAGGACAAUGAAGACGUUAACGAAGAUGAAGAUGAAAUGUAUAAUGACAGACUUAGCUUUACUUAUUAUGGUAAUGGAAAUGGACGUACCUUCUUUAAUCCCCCAUGUUAUGGGUCAAAUUUUAAAACGUUUACGCAAGUUGAAGGGGAAAAGGAUAACAACAAUGGAAAUGACAAUAAAAGGACUCGUACUAAGGGAAGGAAACAUAAACAAAAUAUUGGUGUUGAGCACUUGGGGCACGUGAACUUUACUUUUUGCUCUGCAUCACUAGAAUCAUGCACACAGGAAAAUGAAGUGGACCAUUUGUAA